UCUUGUGAUUUUUGCAGCUUUCUACCUAAGAAUACGAGCUUCAAUGGCAAACGAAACGCUCUCACAGAACGUAUCGCCCCUUUACGGGGACUUCAUCACCAUCCUAAGCAUAGAUGGAGGAGGAGUGAGAGGCAUCAUUCCUGGAAUCAUUCUCAGCUUCCUCGAGUCCCAACUUCAAGCACUAGAUGGAGAGGAGGUAAGGCUUGUAGAUUACUUUGAUGUGAUAGCAGGGACCAGCACUGGUGGGCUUGUAACCACCAUGCUAACUGCACCUGAUGAAAACAAACGCCCCCUCUAUGCGGCUAAAGAUAUAGUCCCCUUCUACCUCGAGCAUUGCCCUAAGAUUUUUCCACAUCCAAGGGGUCCUUUUAGUUCGGCUUUAAAGGUGAUCAGUGCAGUUAUAGGCCCUAAAUACGAUGGCAAGUAUUUGAGGAGGCUUGCACGUGAGACGCUUAAAGACAAGAGGCUCCAUGACACCUUGACUAAUGUCGUCAUCCCAACUUUUGAUAUCAACAUACUUCAACCCACCAUCUUUUCCUCCUACCAGCUGAAGGACGGCAAUACUUCACAGGAUGCACUGCUCUCGGACAUUUGUAUAGGUACUUCUGCAGCACCAACCUUCCUGCCUGCUCAUUAUUUCGAGAAUAAAGGUUCUGGGGGAGAGGUCAGGUUCUUUGACCUCAUUGAUGGCGGGGUUGUUGCUAAUAAUCCUACACUUGUAGCGAUCAGUGAGGUGACAAAAGAGAUUUCUCGACGAAAUCCUGAAUUUUUUAAGACCAAACCAUUAGAUUACGCUCGAUUUCUUGUCAUCUCUCUUGGGACUGGUUCAGCGAAAACUCAGAACACGUAUAGUGCCAAAGCUGCCGCUGGUUGGGGUAUAAUUGGAUGGCUUUACAACAAGGGUAAUUCGCCAUUAGUGGAGAGUUUUACUCAAGGAAGUGCUGACAUGGUGGAUUUUCACAACUCUGUUGUAUUUCAAGCGCUUAAUUCGGAAGAUAAUUAUCUAAGAAUCCAGGAAGAUGAUUUAUCGAACGAAGCAGCUUCUGUUGACAUCUCAACAAAAGAAAACCUCCAAAACCUGGUGAACAUCGGCCAACAACUACUGAAAAAUCCUGUGUCAAGGGUUAACGUUGAGACAGGCCUAUUCGAACCUUUGAAAAAUCAAAGCACCAAUGAAGAAGCCUUGGUGAUAUUUGCUAAGUUAUUGUCUCAAGAAAGGAGACUACGGCAACAUAGGUCACCAGACACCCCCAUCAAAUAAUGUUGGAAAAUAAAUGCAAAAUCCUCCAUUCCUUGAUGGAGUUAGUAUUCUUUGUGGUUAGAACAAGACAAUGUGAAAUUUGAAUAUCUUUUGGUUGAUUAUUAUGAUAGGGCUUUCCUU
Molecule: messenger RNA, 1381 nt
Organism: Amborella trichopoda
Lineage: Eukaryota; Viridiplantae; Streptophyta; Magnoliopsida; Amborellales; Amborellaceae
Product: patatin-like protein 1
Biological process (GO): lipid metabolic process
Molecular function (GO): monoacylglycerol lipase activity; glycerophospholipase activity
Source: RefSeq, a predicted model, not a curated record